Molecule: messenger RNA, 2113 nt
Organism: Durusdinium trenchii
Lineage: Eukaryota; Dinophyceae; Suessiales; Symbiodiniaceae
Source: the annotation of a GenBank genome assembly
CCCUGGCCCUAAUCUUGCACCCGCACGAGGGCGAACGUGUGGCACUGCCCAUUCCAUGGAACAGAGUGGCGAGCUGCAAGGUCGCUACUUGUACUGGGAGGACAGCGCCCAGUGCUCCUUUGAGAUUGUGAAGCAAGAGUCCCAGGGCCAUUUCAUUUUCUCACAGAUCGUCAACGGUGAGGCCUCUUCCGGGGUUCUAAACCGAACAGAAGACCACUGGAACGCAUCAGUGACGGGCACAUCUGUGAGAGAUUGGAAGCUGCAACUGGAUGGCGAUGCGCUGCUGGUUGAGCGAUCGGAUGGCUUCGAGGGCCGGGCCGAGCGGAUGAUCGAGUCCAAGGAAUGGCAAGCUGUGGUCGCGCAACCGGUGGAUCCAGGAGAGACACUGCUCAUCAAGGCAGCCCCGGGCAGCGGCAAGAGCACCUUGCUAAGAGAGUGGUGUCGAGGGAGACCGGAUAACAAAAUCUUGCUUCUGGCCUUCAACACAGCAGUUUGCCAGCAGUUGCAAGCCAACUUCAAUGAGCUUGCCAACGUGACUAUACAGACUAUCCACAAAUUUGCCAGAAAUGCCACCAAGCAUUUGCACCAUGGCGAGAUUGGCGAGCCAACCGAAACUGACCUUAAAAAGUUCUUGAAGUGCAGCUCGGAAGAGGUAGAGAAGCAGCAAAGGCUCCUUGCCAAAGUCUGUGCCAGUGCCAGUGUCAGCAUGGACUUUGAUGGUCUGGUGAGCCUGGAGGAUGAGGAUGAUGAGGAUACCAGGAAGCUGCAGAAGUCUUUGUGGAAUCACUUCUCCUCAGGAAACUGCAGCUUCGGGGUUCCUCACAACGUCUACCUGAAGCUUUUCCAGCUAAGCCCCGAUCUCCGGUGCAAGGCAUUUCAAGAAUAUGACAUUGUUGUCGUGGAUGAAGCGCAGGACUGCACAGAUUGCAUGCUGCACCUUGUCACAAGCGGCCAAUUUGCACGUGUCCUUGCCUGUGAUCCCCACCAGAACAUCUAUCAGUUCAACAAAGUCAACGGCAAGUAUUUGGCAAAGAUGGAGGUGGAUUACCGGAUGAGCUUGCCACUCAGCUUUAGGUUUGGGCAUGAAAUCGCACAGCUCUUGACCAGCAUUGCUCAGGCAAGCCCGGAAUCAGUUGAUUCGAUUCUUGAAGUGCAAGGAAAUCCCAAGCUUGAAACGACUCUUCAGGUGGUUCAAGAUCCAAGGGAGGCAAUCAAGAAGCUCUUGGCUGGCAACCAAAAGAUGACGGUGCUGGCAAGGAAGAACCGCACCCUUUUCUUGCAGGCCAUCGACGUAAUCGCUAGCCUGCAAGAGGGCAAGUUCGACAAGUUUAUCAACUUUAUUGGAGGUUUUAAAGCCUUCAAAGACAAACAGCUUGUGCCUGUCCUUGAUCUCCUCUACUUGCGUGAUGGCCGUCAAGAUGAGGUGACCUCCAAGUAUGUCAAGAAGUUUGAUUCCUUGGAUAAUUUCAGGAGCAGAUGCGAGCAGCAACAAUCGAUUGACUGGCUCUCCAAGCUUUGCCUUUGCGACCGGCUGCUCUGUCCUGAACAACUCCAAGGCCUCAUCGAGUCCAUCGAACAAUUCGAGGCUGAGGGGAAUGGUCAAGCAGAUCUGGUCUUCUCCACAGUCCAUCAAGCGAAAGGGCUCGGCUUUCCGAACGUGGUGCUGCUGGAGGACUUCCUGGCUGAGCCCACGACUGAGGAGUACAACAUCUUCUACGUUGCGUCUUCACGGGUCUCCACGGGCUCGCUCUUUGUGGCGGAGAGCACCAUGCAGGCUCUUCGAGAGGGGGGAAAGCGACGGGGGAGGAAGAGACCGCUCGAAGAGUCUGAAGAAGAGGACGAAGCGUGGAACGAAGAGCCUGAAGAAGAGGACUUGGAUCCUGAAGAAGAGGACGAAGGAAUGUAAGGCUUCGACCUCUUCUCAUGUGCCGUGUGAGAGCAAAACAUAAUAUACUUAUAAGUCCGAUCAAGUCAGCAGGUCAACAAAGCUUUCAAAAAAUGGGGCCGGCUGCCGCGGCUUUGCCUUUGCGCAUUUUCAGAGACCUUUGCGGAUGUCGUUUUUCCAUGUUCCGCUGAAGAAGGGCCCACCAUCACCGAGUUCGUUUUGUCUUGC